AAGCGCUUUAGGCCAUUUUUGUUCAUUUUAUCCUCGGUGUUUUAAACACACUUAAUGCGUAUUUACUAGUUACUCUAUUUAAUGUACUAUUUACGUGUUUAGCUAAGUAACACUCGGCUAAUGCUAACUAUCUUUCUAACAUCCUCGACCAUGAGUUCACUAAGCUACUCCCUCCCUGCUAAAGAAGAGGUGAAAGAAGCUCCCGUAAAAGAGGAGGAAGAAGAGGAGGCUGUUACAGUUAAACAAGAAGUAGAGGAUGAGGCUGUUACAGUGAAAGAAGAGGAGAAAGACGUGAAAGAGGAAGAAUUUACAGUGAAAGAAGAGGAAGAAUAUUUAAGAGUGAAAGAGGAGGAUGCAGUUUUUGGAAUGAAGGAGGAGGAGAUUACUGUCCCGUUGGAGGAGGAAGGGAAGACUGGAGAUCUGAUUAACACCAGAGAAAGACCAGACUCUGAGAAACCAGAGACGUCCAAACCAACAAGACGACACCACUGCUCCCACUGUGGAAUGAUGUUUAACCAGUUAAGGUGUCUGAAACGACAUGAGAGAAUACACACAGGGGAGAAGCCUUUCCAAUGCUUCCAGUGUGGAAAGUGUUUUUCCUUGUUAGCGAGCAUGAAAAGACAUGAGAGGACACACACAGGAGAGAAGCCUCAUCACUGCUCCCAGUGUGGAAAGAGUUUUUUCUCAUUAGGGUGCCUGAAAAGACAUGAGAUGAUACACACAGGGGAAAAACCUCAUCACUGCUCCCAGUGUGGAAAGAGUUUUAACCGGAAAGAAUACCUGAAAGAGCAUGAGAGAAUACACACAGGUGAGAAGCGAGAUAAAUCUUUCCAAUGCUCUAAGUGUGGAAAUAAUUUUUCCUUGUUAGCGAGCCUGAAAAUACAUGAUAGAAUACACACAGGGGAGAAGCCUCAUCAUUGCUCCCAGUGUGGAAAGAGUUUUAAGCUGAAAGGACAAUUGAAACAGCAUGAGAUAAUCCACACAGGGGAGAAGCCAUACCACUGCUCCCAAUGUGAAAAGAGUUUUUCCUGGUUGGGUCACAUGAGAAGACAUAAGAGAGUACACACAGGAGAUAAGGAUGUAGGCUGCUGAACAGUAGGACAUAGAACAGACAGUCGUGAAGAGGGCACGAGAAAGCCUAUUCCCCCUCAGGAGACUGAAAAGUUUUGACAUGAGUCCUCAGAUCCUCAAUAGGUUUUACAGCUGCACCAUAGAGAGCA
Messenger RNA from Oncorhynchus gorbuscha (pink salmon), 1220 nucleotides. RefSeq names its product zinc finger protein 570-like. The coding region runs from base 121 to 1092 and encodes 323 amino acids. The record is from RefSeq and is a predicted model, not a curated record. NCBI's taxonomy places the organism in Eukaryota, Metazoa, Chordata, Actinopteri, Salmoniformes, Salmonidae. Gene Ontology annotation, biological process: regulation of transcription by RNA polymerase II. The transcript is spliced from 2 exons. Gene Ontology annotation, molecular function: DNA-binding transcription factor activity; RNA polymerase II cis-regulatory region sequence-specific DNA binding.